Messenger RNA from Colletotrichum chrysophilum, 2271 nucleotides. RefSeq lists its product as uncharacterized. Lineage: Eukaryota; Fungi; Ascomycota; Sordariomycetes; Glomerellales; Glomerellaceae. The record is from RefSeq and is a predicted model, not a curated record. Bases 1 to 2271 code for a protein of 756 amino acids. Gene Ontology annotation, molecular function: zinc ion binding; DNA-binding transcription factor activity, RNA polymerase II-specific; DNA binding. Gene Ontology annotation, cellular component: nucleus. The transcript has 4 exons. Gene Ontology annotation, biological process: regulation of DNA-templated transcription; DNA-templated transcription.
AUGCCGAGCCCGGAGCCGGGCGCCGAUGCGACGUGGCCGCCCAGGCCGCGUUGUCUUACAUGCAAACGCCGGAAGGUAAAAUGUACUGGCGGUCCUGAGCCGUGCGAAAACUGCCGCCGUCUGAGACUCGGCUGCACCUUCAACUACCCGGAGUCGGCCGUCUCCUCAGAGCCCGGGGAUCCCCACAACUUACUGGCGCCCACGGAGACCCUCACCGAGGCCGGGACCAGACGCCGGCGCAUCGCCAACGCAUGCGCUGAGUGUCGCGCCCAGAAGGCAAAGUGCUCCGGUCACCGCCCUCAGUGCUUCCACUGUAACCGGCGGAACCUCACCUGCGUUUACCCAUCCUCGCCGUCACGACGAAAGAGUCGGCAUACGAAUGCCCAGCCGCAGCAGUCCGCGUCCCCCGAGUCCUCCAGCACAUGUACACUCAGUCAGGGUGCUUCAUAUGAAGCUGAGUCGACGCUGCAGCAGUACAUGAAGACGCCUUCGCUCAACACCUCUCUUGAGCAGACGCUGCUGAGCACAGAUGUCAUCCGACAACAUCUCGAAGUUUUCUUCGACCAUGUCUACCCCUUAGGAUACGACUUCUUUCACCGGCCGUCGAUGAUGGAGGAGUUCUAUGCUGGCAAGCUUCCCCCGAUACUUUGUACUUCUGUCUGUGCCGCGGCGGCAAUUUUUGUGUCACGAUCCCGAGAGUCGCGAGUACUCUCUAUCCAAUGGGCCAAGGAAGUUGACGGGUACAUCUUUGCCAACCUGAACGUUUUCAAGGUUCUCAACAUCCAGCUCAUGGCUCUGUCAAAGUUUCAAAAUUUCGCGUACAGACAGUUCGGCAAGGUGUGGCUCCUAAUCAGCACCGCGGCGAGGUUAUGUGUGUCGUUCCAGCUGAAUGACGAAAGGCCGCUGCCGCCAGACGCCGACACAUCGACGGUCAUCCGGCGAGAGUGUGAGAGGAGGCUGGUGUGGCACGUUUGGUGGAUGGAUAAGGGGCUCUCUGCGGGUUUCGACGAGUUCACCUGUCUGCCGAACCGCUGGAUGAGAACGCCAUUACCGAACGCGGAGCAUACAUUCCGUCAUGGGUUACUGAAGCAAACGAGCAAGCUUAGCGAUGGCGUUGAGGCCCUUGCUGCCCAUGACGCCGGAGCUAGAGCCUAUGUCAUGAUUCUAUUCAGCCUCCGAUGCGAAGUUCUCCGAUCAACAAAAGCAAUCGUCCUCGAAAGCCGCUCCGACUCGUCCCCCGCCGCAGUCGCCAAGGCCCUCACAACCCUCAAAUCCCUCCAGUCCCAGCUCGCAAACUUCCUCGCCCACAUGCCUUCGCACAUCCAGCCCAGCGAGCUCAACAUGUUUUCCCACUCGACGACUCCCGAGUUCUCGGCGUACAUCACACUGAACUCGUGGUACCUCCAAACCUGCUGCGACCUCUACCGCACCUGCCUCCCCGGCCACGCCCGCGAGUCCGCAGCGCCGGCCUUCACAUCCAAAGCGCCCCCUGAAUUCGUCUCAACCUGGCGCGCCCUCGCGGUCUCGCACGCCCUCCGCAUGGCUCGUCUGUGGGAGCAUCUCCAAGCUCUCCGCUCCAAAGGUGCGCUGCACUCGAAGCAGACGCGUCUCCCCAUAGCAAGGAGAUACAGUUUGUACAACAAUCUAGUGGACCCCAUUACAGACACACCAGUCACACUGGACGAUGAGACGGUCGAGGCAUUAUGCAAGAGCAACCUCGCCUUACUCGACGACAUGUCCAACAUCGCACCCAUCAUAGCCGUCCUCCAGCAAGACGUCAAAAGGAUGAUCGAGACAGAGACCGCAAACCGCCACACCGCACCCGAGAGCCCGGAAGAAGCAGCCCCGAUCAGCAGCGAGGUCCAGCGCAACACGCUGCUGAGCAGGUACCACCCCCUCUCGCAGAGCUUCGACGCCAACGCGAAGACGGUCGACGAGGUCGCGAUCCAGCACUCUGACUCGCCGCAACUCUCCACGCGGUCACUGCAAGGAGACGUGCUGAUGACGGAUAGGGAUCACUAUCAGAUGCAGGCACCCAGCGACAUCUACCAGGCCUCGACGGCGCAUCCGAUAGGCCUCGGCCAGAUCGACUCCAGCCUCGACGGGCCCAUGACGUGGUCGGGCUUCGCGGAGAACCAGCUGGCGCAGGACUACUACGUUGCGCCGUCGCAGUUUGACAUGAGCGGCGAGCUCAGCUGGUUCUUGUCAAGCUAUCUCGACCCGGAUCCGAGCACGGGGCCCGGACACGGAGGAGUCUCGACGGCCGGGUAA